This is a messenger RNA of Physeter macrocephalus (sperm whale), 9618 nucleotides long. RefSeq names its product HYDIN axonemal central pair apparatus protein. NCBI's taxonomy places the organism in Eukaryota, Metazoa, Chordata, Mammalia, Artiodactyla, Physeteridae. The record is from RefSeq and is a predicted model, not a curated record. Gene Ontology annotation, cellular component: axoneme. Gene Ontology annotation, biological process: cilium movement; axonemal central apparatus assembly. The transcript has 54 exons. Bases 238 to 9618 code for a protein of 3126 amino acids.
AUCAGUUCCCAUAAAGAGCAGGUGUUGAAGGUUUACUACUUACCUGGAGUACCUGAGAUCUUUCAAAGGAGCUUCCAGAUACAGAUUGCCCACCUGGACCCAGAAAAUAUUACUCUGAGUGGAGAAGGAAUCUUUCCCCGAAUCUGCGUUGAUCUCCCCAGGAACCUCAAAGGAUGUGAGAAGUAUGAAAUCUUCUUAAAUCAGGCCAGAAAAAACCUAGAAAAAAACAAAGAUGAAAUGUUUGACCCCUUAGAGAGACCUGAGGAAGUGCCUGAGGAUGAAUCUUCUGAGCUUUGUGUAUCCACCACCACAAUUAAGAUACAGAAGUGUUCCAUCUCCUUAAAUGCUCAACUCCAGAUGGAAGUAGAGCGCCUUAUAGUCCAAGACUAUGCCACAGAACAUCAGAAAUCAAUUGUCCUUGGUUCCAUGGACAACUUCUGCCAUCGGAGUCACCGCAUUCCGAUCAAAGUCCCGCUGCCAGAAUAUAUCCUAGACUUUGGCUACAUUAUCCUUGGUGACGUCCGAACCCAUAUCAUCAAGAUCACCAACACCAGUCACUUCCCAGUGUCCUUCCAUGCAGAAAAGCGUGUCCUUCACGACACAGGCUUCAGUAUGGAGCUAGAUCGUGUGAAGAAUCUGCCUUACUGUGAAACGGAGACAUUUGAAGUGAGAUUUGAUGCACAAGGGGCCAGUCUUUCUGUUGGAAACAAAAAGGUCAUUCUGCCCAUCAAGGUGGUUGGAGGGCCAACAGUUCACAUCUGUCUCCAAGCCAAGGUGACCAUUCCCAGUAUGACACUGUCUUGUGGAAAAGUGGAGUUUGCCACAAUUCAGUGUGGACAGUGCCUCGUGGAAACUAUUCAGCUUUCCAAUCACCUCCAAGUCCCUUGUGAAUGGUUUAUCCACACCCAUAAGCAAGUUAGCAAGCUGGAGAAACACAUGCCAAAGUACUUAAGACGGAAACUAUGUGCUGAAUUAAAGCCGAAGACACGGAUCUUUGAGAUUCAGCCCACUUCUGGGGUCUUGGAUCCUGGUGAGAGGUCCAACGUGCAAGUGAAAUUCAUGCCCAAAGAAGAGAAAUUCUACAGCCAAACCUUGGUGUUCCAGAUUGCCCAGAGUCCUCACAAGCUUACUCUACUGGCACAGGGGCAAGGUCUAGAGCCAUGCUUGGAAUUUAGUCCCUCAGUUCUGGAGCUGGGGCCACUGCUGCCUUAUGCACCUGGAGAUGAGGCCGAGGUGGUGGUGAAGAAUCCCUGCAACUUUCCCAUUGAGUUUUACUCCUUAGAAUUUGACCAGCAGUAUCUUGUAGAAGAGAAGAUCUUGCGAACGCUGAAGGGCUAUGAUUCCUACAACUCCCUGCUGCUGCCUCCCCGCCUUCCAGGGGAAAAGCUGCCCCCAGAGGUGUAUGAAUACUUUAAGGAGAUGAAGCGGUCAAAAGAGGAGCAGAUGAAGGUGAAAUAUCUGGAGAGUCUGGCGCAGGAGAACGAAGAGGACGAUGGUCCCUUGUCAGAACAGGGAACCUCUGCCAGCACAAAGAGGACCUCGCUUAGCCGAGGGAUCUCUGUCACAUCCAACCUGGAAGAGCAGCGUAUCCCAAUGGUCAAGUCCAAGACCUACCCAGAUGAAGAGGAGGAUGAAGAAAGCCUGGAAAACAUCAUGUUUCAAACUGACAAGAUUCAGAACAUUGACAGCCACUUUGCAGAGGAGGUUGGGGAAGUAGAGAACAACCCAGUGAGCAAGGCCAUUGCUCGCCACCUGGGCAUUGACAUUUCUGCAGAAGGCCAUAUGGCCAAGAACCGGAAAGGCAUCGCCAUCAUCAUCCAUGGGACGCCCUUGUCAGGAAAGUCAGCCACUGCAGUCAGCAUAGCCAAGUACUACAGUGCAGCCUGCCUGAACUUUGACUCCAUCGUGCUGGAAGCCAUCUCCGAUGGCAGCAACAUCGCAGGGAUCCGGGCCCGUGAGCUGUGCAUCAGGGCCGCCAUAGAGCAGUCCAUGAAGGAAGAGGAGUCUGCCCAGGAAGCUGCUGCUUUGAGCCAAAAUGCCGUGGGACAAAUACGACUGAGCAGUGAGACCCUGGGGAAGUUAACUUCAGAAUCCACUCUGGUAACUCCCGAAAUUAAACCUGCCAAGCCCGUGCGUGGGAGCAUUCCCAUCACCAAAGGCAAAGCAGACAGCCACAGCUCUGUGUCUCAGAAGCAGCAUCACCAGCCCUCAUCCGAAACGCCACAGAUGUCCUCCAGCCCUCUUCCCUCGGGACCCGCGCAGCGCCGGCUCAGCCUCAGCGCCAGUAUUGGAGGUGAUACCGGGCUUGUGAGCUGCGUGCUCCCUGAGGAGCUCUUCACUCAGAUCCUGGCCGAGCGUAUUCAGCUGAGUGACUGCUACCGAGGAGUGGUGUUUGACAGCCUGGAGACGCUCUUUGCUCGGAAUGCAGCUGCUGCUCUCCUCUGCCUGUUGAAGGCCAUUGGCACCCGGGAGCAUAUCUAUGUCAUCAACGUGGCCCAAGAUUAUGCAGCCAUGAAGGCACAGGAGAAGGCCAAAAAGGAGCAAGAAGAGCACAAACGCAGGGAAGCGCUUCAGAGAGAGAAGGAGCGUCUGCAAAACAUGGAUGAGGAAGAAUAUGAUGCCUUGACAGAGGAGGAGAAAAUAGUGUUCAAUCGAGAGGUUCAGCAGGCCCUCCGGGAGAGGAAGAGAAGGGAGCUGGAGAGGCUGGCAAAGGAGAUGCAGGAAAAGACGCUGCAGCAGGAGCUUGAGCGGCAGAAGGAAGAAGACGAGCGAAAACGGAGGAACAAAAAGCCAAAGCAGGGGCCCGUAAAGGAGGAGCCGCCCAUGAGGAAAUCCCAGAUACCAAGUCGGCAGAUUCUUACUUUUUCCAAACUAGAGUUGAAGAAUGACGCAAUAGAAAGAAAAGUCUCUGUUCGGGAGCAGGUGGCUGCGGAGAAGGAAGAAUUGAACAAGAAGAAGAAGAACCAGCUGUCAGACAUCAACAUGCUUGGGUUUCCUCUUGCCCAGGAGCAAGAGGACAGCGAAGGGGACUUCUCGAAGGACACUGACAAGAACAUGGCCCAGAAGUUUAAGACCUAUGAGUCGUCUCUGAAGGAUAUCCAGAACAUCCUCACGUACUGGGACCGGCAGCAAGGAGUUCUGCUGCAUCAUACCAGGGCCGAGGAUGUGAGCCAUGAGGACGGAACCGACCAGCGCCAGGUUCCGUCGUCGGUUGGGCGCCGAGGCCGCAAGGACCGGGAGAGAGAGCGCGCAGAGAGGGAGCGCCUGGAGCGGGAGAGGGCCGAGAGGGAGCGGCUAGAGAAGCUCCGCGCGCGCGAGGAGCGCCACGACGGGGCCGAGGGCCGGGAGGAGGACCACGAAGGGAAGAAGGACCUUGGCGUGCCCUUCAUAAGCAUCCAGAUGCCCGACUCCGAAGGCUCGAGCUGGAAGCAGGCCCUGGAGAAUGACAGGCUUCCCAAAGAGGAGCAGAUCCUAGACCUCUUGGGCCUGGGUUCCUCUGGACCACCCAUCCCGCCGCCUGCCUUAUUCUCACUCAUCUCCUACCCUGUGAAGCGGCUGCCUCUGGCCGUGACAGAAAUCCUGAAGCAUUUCGUGUUUGUAACUCCACCGUCCAAAGAGCUCUCCCUGAUGGAGGAGAAAAGAGAAGUGGAAGCAGAAGCAGAGCUUUCAGCCACCCCAGUCUCCUCAAAGACCCAGGAGGAGCAGACCACCUCAUCUAAGGGGAGCAGACAGAAAACUAAAGAAAAAACAGAUCAGACCCGCGAGACUCAGAAGGAGAAACGUCGCAUGGCCUCCAGCAGGAAGGGCCUUUCUGGGGGAACCUCUGGAACCACUGCUCCCCUGUCGGACAUAGAGCAGGACAACUUCUCUGGGCAGCAUCCACAGGAGAAAUUCUCCAGGCUGAACCAUUUCCGGUGGAUCGUACCAGCCAAUGGUGAGGUGACGUUGCGAGUGCACUUCUCUUCCAAUGAUCUUGGGAUCUUUGACCAAACGUUUAACUUUGAGAUACUUGGAACUCACCGCCAAUACCAGCUUUAUUGCCGAGGUGUCUGCACUUACCCAUACAUUUGCCAAGACCCAAAAGUGGUCUUCCCUCAGCAGAAGAAGGACAUGAAGGCAAAUGAGGUCAUCUUUAAGAAGUAUAUUGUGAGCCUGGAGAGGUUUUACUUCGGGCCACUGCUUUGUGGAAAGUCAAGGGAUAAGUACAAGUCAUCCUUGUUCCCAGGAAACAUGGAGACACUGACAAUCCUGAACAGUUCCCCAGUGGUCGUGGAGGUGUCCUUCUGUUUUCAGAAAGAUGUCAAAGCAAACACCUACUUCCUGGAGCCUGUCAACAUGAUUCUGAAACCCGGUGAGAAGCAGAAGCUGAACGUUUGGGCCUACCCUACCGCAGUUGGUGUCUUUGAAGAUAGCAUUGUCUGCUGCAUCAAGGAGAACCCCAAGCCAGCCUUCUUCAAAUUAAGCUGCCAGGGCGUCCGCCCAGAACUGGAGCUGGACCCCAGACAAUUGCAUUUUGACCGGCUCUUGCUACACAGGAAAGACUUCAAGGUAGUUCUUCUCCGCAACAUCACACUACUGCCCCUGGCCUGGAGGAUCACCAGCCUGGAGCACCUGGGCGAAGACUUCACCGUGUCCGCGAUGCAGGGGACCAUAGCCCCCAAGGCUGAGCAUAGCCUACAAGUGCACUUCCAACCCUCCAAACCUAUCAACAUCAAGAAGGCGAUUCGGUUGGAGGUUUUAGACGCAGACAACCUCAUUGGUGUCGUUCAGAUUGAAAACAUCCUGAUCUUUGCAGAGUCCUACGACGUUGCCUUGGACAUCACCUUCCCCAAAGGAGCUGAUGGAGGCCUCGAUUUUGGGAUUGUGAGGGUCAUGGAGGAGGUGAAGCAGCCCCUGCAACUGAAGAACCGUGGGAAAUACGAGGUCAUGUUCAGCUUUUCUGUGGACUCCGUAGGGAUUUCAGCAACCAAUAUAAGUUCCAUGAUCUCAGUCCAACCCAAGAAGGGCUCACUGACCACAACAGAAAAACCCACAAAUGUCCAGGUGCUCUUCCGUGCAAAAAAGGAAGUGAAGAUCGAGCACCAGCCAGUUCUGCGCUGUCAGAUUAUUGAGCCCAGUAUCUCAGAAGGAGGUGAAAUCAUUGCCAGCAUCCCAGUUAAGUUUUCUGUGAAUGCCGUGUUCUCCAAAUACAACAUCAGCCCCUCCUCCAUCAUCAACUUCGGGGCUUUGAUCUGUGGCACGCGUAAAAGCUCCUCCUUCACCAUAGAAAAUCAAGGUGUAAUCGAUUUCAAAUACACCCUUCAUAGGCUGACAGGGGAGAGCUCCCUCCAUCAAAAGAAAGUCGUCAGCCAUGUUAGACAUGCAAGAUCCCAGGAAAGCGAGAGCUUCUACAGGACUGGACCUUCUAAGGCAACCAAGUUCUCUGACUCUGUUCAGAAAGACGUAAAUGUCACAAACCAGGCUCGCUUCACCCACGGCAUGUUCACCGUGUACCCUGGGUUUGGCUCCAUCCCUUCCGGAGGAAUGCAGGUCGUGACCGUUGACUGUGUGGCUGACCCUGUGGGAAGAUGUGAGGAAUUUAUAGCGAUUGAUAUCUCUGACCGAGACCCAAGAGACCAGCCCGCUGGCAUUCCUUACAGCCUGUUGGCCGAAGCCUGUCAGCCAGCUUUCGUGACCGACAACACCACCUUGAUAUUUGAGGAGCACCAACUCUGUAGCAGCGCCAAUCUGUACAGCAUCCUGCAGACCAUAGAGAGUGGGGGGCUGUUUGUGGAAGAUGAGAACAAGUUCAUCUUCUGCAAUGUCCUGGUGGGCCAUCAGGCCAAGGCUCGGUUCAAGAUCUCCAACAUGGGAAAGAUCGCCUGUGACGUGAACAUUGUGGUUAAGCCCGUCUCCAACAAGAUCUUUGCCCGCAUCACUGACAUCUUUGAAGUGGAACCCAGCAAGAUGUGUGUUGCCAGCCGCUCGCAUGCCUUUGCCACGGUGUCCUUCACCCCACAGACCAUGCAGACCUACCAGUGUAUCUUUGAGGCCACCUUGGACGGCUUGCCCAGCAACCUGGCCAAGAGUCGAAGCCUCAUGUUUGAUAUUGUUGGAGAGGGGACCCUCCCUCGAGUGACCGUUGUGCGGCCGAUUCUCUAUAACCAAUAUGGAAACCCCUUGCUCCUCUUUAAGAGGCUUCUGCUUGGUCGUUCAGAGACACUGCCUCUUGUCCUCAAGAACAAUGGCACCAUCCCUGCCAAGUUGCAUGUUGACCUGCAGGACCAACUAGGAGUCUUCUCCUUGAAGGGGAAGCCAUCUACCUCCUACAUCUACAUCAUAGAGGAAAACAAACCACAAGCAAAAGCAAAGAAGGCUCACACAGCCUCCCUGGUUGUUCCUCCUGGAGACACAGCUGAAUUUGAUGUUGUUUUCCACUCCCAGAAGGUUGGGAGAAUGGCAGGCAUCAUCCACUUGUCAGUGAUCCACAACCAGUACGAGGAGACGGUCAUCCACGUGGUGGGAGAGGGCUACGAGGAUGACAUCACCUUGGACAACAUCCGCGGGCUGGUGGCUUCCUCCAGCCAGGAGGCCUCAGAUAUCUCUGAGAUCAUCGAGGAAAACAUGAUGGAAGACUUCGUGGCGGCUGCUCUGGUGAACCACAUCCAGUUUGGGGACUGCCACAUUGGAAACAGCUAUAACGUGAGCUUCACAAUCACUAAUCACAGCCAAGUAAAUGUGAUACGGUUCGAAUGGCCCCUGUUAGCCACAGUUUCUUUCUCCCCACAGGUGGGCCACCUCCACCCUGGCUGUGCCAAGGACAUAGUGGUGACCAUGAAGUCAGACGUGCCCAUCAACCUGAAGAAGAUGGGGAUCAAGUGCAAGCUCUCCAAGAUCAUGUUUCAGCUCCCUGCAGACCAGGUCCCCGACUGGGACGACCGCAUGCGCACGGUCAAGUGGGUGGACGUGCUCAGAAACACGCCUGGGACUUUCACUACAAAACGAAAAGUGAUAGAGACGGAUCCUGAGCCUGCUUACUCAGUACUAGAAGAAAACUACCGAGAACUGCAGCUGCAGAUCAGUGCCCACGUGAAUUUCGCUUCGUACAAGUGCCAGACGAGCGACGUGCGCUUUAAGGAAACGCUGGUUUCCCAGACCCGAGUGUUUGAGUUUGAACUGAUUAAUUCAGGAAAUGUGCAGCUGGAAUUCAGCUGGAUCUCAGAAGAGACGGCAAAGGCUGUCAGCUUUGCAAUGCCAGAUAACCAAGGUUUCUCCCAAAAUGACCAGCUUAGCCAGGCCACGCCGCACACGGGCAGCACCCUGGACAGUGCCAUGGACCAUUGGAACGAAGCUUCCCUGCCACCCUUCUCUGUGGAGCCCGUCUCGGGCAUGGUGCCCGUGGGGAAGACUCAGAAGCUCAAAGUGAAAUUCUCCCCAACGGAGGUUGGAGACUUCGAGAGCAAUCUUUUCUGCCAGAUUCCUAACCUGCCAGCUGGAGAGCAAGGCCCAGUCCUGUCAGCAAAAGGGCGGAGCUCCCUGCCCAUCUGCCAUUUUGACCUGAAAGACUCGGACUACAUCAGCGGUCAUCGGCGCAACCCAGAUCUCCGAGGGCCUAGUGCUGGGGCUCUGGAUCCAAACACCCGGGUGAUUGAGUUCACCAGCGUGGGCAUAGGAGGGAAGAAUCUCCGGACUUUUACAAUACUGAACCCGACCAGUAGCGCCUACUCCUUCUGCUGGGUCUCUGAAGAAAUUGAAAGUCUCCAGAACCCUCCAGCCUUCACAUGCCUUACAGAAAAGGGGCUCAUCCUCCCCGAAAAGAAAGCCAAGAUUAUCUUCCAGUUCACACCUUUCCAUCUGGACAUCUCAGAAGCAUUCUGGACUUUCUUAAUCCCCGAACACAACAUCACAGUCCCUUUCCUGCUGGUAGGCAAAGCCACUGACCCUCUCAUCAAUCUGGACAAGUCACAUCUCAACUUCAGUUGUCUCCUCAUUGGCAGAGAGGCCAGGGAGACCGUGAAGAUCACCAACAAGGAGGAGCAGGAGUUCCAUUUUGCCUUCCAGGACACCUCCCGAUAUUCUGAAGGUUUCAGCAACAGCCUGGUCGUAUGUCCCAUGGAAGGCUGGGUCCCACCACUGUCCAGGUUCCCAAUUGAUAUUUUCUUCACACCGAAGCAGGAAGGAGAAGUGAACUUCAAUUUGAUCUGCAAUGUGAAAAAGAAAGCCCACCCUCUGACCUUAAAUGUCAAGGCUGAGGGCUACUCUAUGAAUGUAGAGGCCAAGUGCAAGGACAGGACUGGCACCAUCACUCUCUUGACUCCCAACCAGACCACCGCUCUCAACUUCUAUGAGGUGGAGCUGAAUGAAUGUGUCCGGUGUGAAUUCAGCUUUAUCAACACCGGAAAGUUCAGCUUCAGCUUCCAGGCAGAGCUAUCCGGCCGCAAGUCCCUGCUGCAGUACCUGGAAUUUUCCCCCAUGGACGGCAGUGUGGAUGUGGGGCAGAGUGCACACGCCUCCCUGUCUUUCCAGCCAUUUAAGAAAUGUGUCUUGAAGGGCCUGGAACUCAAAAUCAAGAUCAGCCACGGUCCAACAUUUCUGUGCAGCAUCUCAGGCUGUGCCGUGAGCCCAGCUGUCCACUUCUCCUUCACCAGCUACAACUUUGGGACCUGCUUCAUCUGCCAAGCUGGGAUGCCCCCAUACAAACAAAUCCUAGUUGUCACCAACAAGGAAGAGACGUCUAUGAGCUUAGAGUGUUUGUACGCCAACACCAGCCACCUCGAGGUGAACUUCCGAGUUGAUGUGGUGAAGCCAGGAGAGACAUUGGAGAUUCCCAUCAUCUUUUAUCCUCGAGAAAGUAUCAAUUAUCGAGAACUCAUCCCCUUUGAAAUCAAUGGGCUCUCACAACAAGUAGUUGAAAUCAAAGGGAAAGGCACUGAAAUGAAGAUUUUAGUCCUCGAUCCAGCCAAUAAGAUUGUGAAGUUAGGAGCUGUCCUGCCUGGACAGGUGGCGAAGAAAACGAUUUCCAUCAUGAACAACAGCCAAGCCCAGCUCACGUUUACCCUGUCUGUCCUGUUCUCGAUUCCAGAACUCCAGGAACCCAAGGUCAUCACCUUGACACCAUUCCGCAACAUCACUCUGAAGCCCAAAGAGGUCCGGAAGCUGGAAGUCAACUUUGCCCCGAAGAAGCGUGUCCCUCCCUUCUCCGAGGAGGUGUUCAUGGAGUGCAUGGGGCUCCUGCGGCCCCUCUUCCUCCUCAGUGGCUGCUGCCAGGCCCUGGAGAUCUCCCUGGACCAGGAACAUCUUCCCUUCGGACCAGUCGUGUGUCAGACACGAGCCACGCGUCGCGUCCUCAUGUUGAACACGGGCGACGUGGGUGCGAGGUUUAAAUGGGAUGCCAAAAAAUUUCAGCCUCAUUUCUCCAUCAGCCCGGAAGAGGGCUACAUCACCGCAGGCAUGGAGGUUUCUUUCGAAGUGACUUACCAUCCUACUGAGGUGGGCAAGGAGAUCCUCCAUAAAAACUUGCUCUGCUUCAUCCAGGGUGGCAGUCCUCUGAGCCUAACCCUGUCUGGAGUCUGCGUGGGACCACCUUCGGUAAAAGAGCUCUCAACUCAAGCAUCUCAUUCUCAGGGAAGGUUGUAUUGA